Molecule: messenger RNA, 1379 nt
Organism: Selaginella moellendorffii
Lineage: Eukaryota; Viridiplantae; Streptophyta; Lycopodiopsida; Selaginellales; Selaginellaceae
Product: probable serine incorporator
Exons: 6
Coding region: 1-1290 (429 amino acids)
Cellular component (GO): membrane
Source: RefSeq, a predicted model, not a curated record
AUGUGGGGGACAUCCUGUCUAGCGUCCUGCUCUGCGGCUUGCGCUUGCCAGGCUUGUAAGGGAUUAGCGAGCAGCAUCUCUCGCCGAUCAGCAAGAAUCGCGUAUUGCGGCCUCCACACGCUCUCCUUACUGCUCGCAUGGAUGCUGCGCGACCACGCAUGGCCAAUCCUGGAGAAAAUCCCGUGGAUCAAUCACUUCCCUUACUCGCCUGGCAAGGAUUGGUUUGCCACACAAGCUGUUCUACGCGUGUGCUUUGGGAGUUUCUUGUUCUUCAUUGGAAUGGCGCUGCUUAUGUUUGGAGUUAAGUACCAAAGCGAUCACAGGGACUUUUGGCAUCGUGGCAACUGGAUGAUCAAGCUUAUCAUCUGGUCUGGUCUCACUGUGCUUUGCCUCAUCCUUCUUCCCAACGACAUCGUAGAUGCUUAUGGAAAGCUCUCGAGGUUUGGGUCUGGCUUGUUUCUCCUGGUCCAGAUGGUCGUGCUUUUGGAUUUCACAUACAACUGGAAUGUUGCGUGGAUUGCCAAAGAGAGUCAGUUCUGGUAUAACGCCUUGCUUGCUGUGUCCUUUGUGUGCUACAUCACGACCUUUGUUUUCUCAGGGUACCUGUAUAAGUGGUUCAAUCCUGCUUAUCAAGAUUGCGAGCUCAAUCUCUUCUUUAUCACGACCUCACUAUCUCUUGGCAUCGCUUUCGCUGCUAUUUCUGUGCAUCCUCAGGUGAAUGGGAGCCUGCUGCCUGCUUCAGUGAUAGCGCUCUACUGCGUGUACUUAUGCUACAGUGCAUUGUCAAGCGAGCCACGAGACUACGAGUGCAUCGGAGUGCUCAAGCACGCAGAGGUGGUUUCUACAAACACGCUUGUCAUGGGAAUGGCCACCACGCUUAUCUCCGUGAUAUACUCCGCGGCUCGAGCAGGCUCUUCGACCACUUUCCUGUCACCGCCAGCUCCUCGUGAGGAAGAUGCUCCUUUGCAACCUUUGCUCUCGAGGAGAGAUCUUGAAAACAGCCAUAAACUAAGUGGCACUGGAUCUGAGCACAACUUCCACGAAGCAAAGAAAUCGUCCCAGCACUAUCCUGUCACGUAUGUCUACUCGUUCUUUUAUCUCGUCUUUGCUCUUGCGAGCAUGUACUUGGCUAUGUUGCUCACCGGAUGGGGAAAUCCCGGAGACAAGGAUGCUAUCGACAUUAGCUGGCCUUCGGUAUGGGUCCGGAUUGGCACAAUGUGGUUCACAGCAGCGCUAUACAUUUGGUCGCUCAUAGCUCCACUCGUUCUUCCAGAUCGAGACUUCUUCUAAACGCAUGCAAAGUAAGCAAAUAUCGAGUUUAUUCUAAGGUAGUGUUGUAAAUUUAGAGAAGAAAUUGAAUGUCUUUGGUUGGAAACAAA